Molecule: messenger RNA, 1534 nt
Organism: Saccostrea cuccullata (small rock oyster)
Lineage: Eukaryota; Metazoa; Mollusca; Bivalvia; Ostreida; Ostreidae
Product: tyrosine-protein kinase ITK/TSK-like
Exons: 11
Coding region: 1-1200 (399 amino acids)
Biological process (GO): regulation of MAPK cascade; intracellular signal transduction
Cellular component (GO): COP9 signalosome; nucleoplasm; cytoplasm
Molecular function (GO): phosphotyrosine residue binding; epidermal growth factor receptor binding
Source: RefSeq, a predicted model, not a curated record
AUGUCGAAACCUAUAUUGAAAGCUUUUCUGAAGAAAAGAUCGAUUGAUAAGAGCCCCUACGUUCUUUCUACAAACUUUCAAAAAAGAUGGUUUGUGCUGGAUGACAAACACCUAACAUACUACGAUGGCAAAAGUUCGAAAAUGGGUGAAGAAAAAGGAAAGGUUGAACUUAAGAAGAUCUUGGCAGUCGAGGCAUUAGACGACUUAUGUAUGGAGGACAAAAGGGAUGUCUUUCAGGUAAUACACAUCUGUCCUACAAGAUACGACCCUGUUAUUUUGUAUGUGGUAACCAGUAGCAAACAAGAACAGGAGAAGUGGAUCAAUGGAAUCAGGAGAGAGGCCAUUAAAAAUGAAGCACCUUUUAUAAAGAAUUAUCAUCCCGGUAUAUGGGUUGAUGGAGCCUUUACUUGCUGUCAUGCUCAGGGAAAAAUAGCUCGGGGAUGUAAACUGGUCCACGGAACUUCCGAAGAAGGACCUUCUCAUGAACAUGCAGGGGACGAUCAAGGGGCGCAUGCCUCCUCGAGGUCUUCCUCAACUAGAUCUAGAUCACAGAGGGAAACUGAAGCCAGGACUGCUCCUUCCAGACCCCAGCCUAGAAUUCCUACCAAUGCAGAGGAGUCAACUCGGGCUAGGCACAUAGGACAUAACUCCCCAAGAAGUUCCCAAAAACGUCAGUUAACAAAAAAAUCUUCCACACAGUCGUCAUCGUACGGACAUUCUCAAUUUUACAAAAUCUUUGUGGCGGUAUAUGACUAUAGACCAACUUCUGAGUCGGAUGAUAUCGCACUUGUAAAGGGAGAGCGUUAUGAAGUUUUAGAUGACUCGGAUGAGCACUGGUGCAAUAUUAAAAGUAUUAGAAAUGGAUAUUCAGGUUUUGCCCCAAGAAACUAUCUUGAAGAGGACACUGAUGUUGAAUCAUACGAAUGGUAUUGUGCAUCGAAGGAAGAAUGCGAAUUAUUGCUGGUCGAGGACGGGCGGCCUGGUUGUUUUCUUGUUCGUGACUCCAGAGAAAAGGGCACUUUUACUCUUUGUUUAUAUGAUGGUGCCAGCAUUAAAAAUUUCCGAAUCGAAAAAACAACAACUGGGAACGUUUACAUAAGAAAAGAGAAGGAAUUUACCUCCGUGCCAAAUCUUAUUGAAUAUUACCACCAACAUGAAGUCGGUUCCACUGGCCUCCGACUGGAAUCAAUCCCCAUGUAAUAUUGUGGCACUGGUGCUUUAAUCUUCAUCACCACAGAACGACUUACCAAGUUUUGAAAAAAUAAAGUUAUUUUGCAACAAGAUCGCGUCUUUUAUAUUGUGGAACUGAAGAAAAAUUGUGGAACUGAAGAAAAAUUGGACUUUCCCAAUCAUUUCUUGCAUUCUUUUCGUUGGACAGAUGAGAAAUUAAUUGGAUCCAUCAUUUAUUGUCCUUGAAAGUUUUGUUGAUUGUAUAUAAACUAUGAAACAAUCACUUGUACAUCAUCAAUAUUCGGAUAAAAAUUAAUUUGUGUUCAAAAUAUCUUGUAAGAAUAGAAUACAGUUUUACAGUGAU